Messenger RNA from Closterium sp. Naga37s-1, 1341 nucleotides. NCBI's taxonomy places the organism in Eukaryota, Viridiplantae, Streptophyta, Zygnematophyceae, Desmidiales, Closteriaceae. The record is from the annotation of a GenBank genome assembly.
AUGCCUUCUGGACCCCAGCCCGUCGCCUUCGCUUUCCACGCCUGUCGCCUUCACUUCCCCUCCCCCGUCACCUUCACUUCCCCUCCCCCCGUCGCCUUCACUUCCCCCCACCCCGUCGCGCAACAUUCCCCCUCCCGUCGCCUUUCCCGCCCGUCGCCUUCGCUUCUCCCGCCCGUCGCCUUCCCUUCCUCUACCCAUCGCUCUCGCUUCCCCCGCCCGUCGCACUCUCUUCCCCUGCCCGUCGCACUCGCUUCCCCCGCCCGUCGCACUCGCUUCCCCGCCCGUCGCACUCGCUUCCCCGCCCGUCGCACUCACUUCUUGGCCCGCGCUUCCCCCGCCCGUCGCUCUCGCUUCCCCCGCCCGUCGCACUCGCUUCCCCCGCCCGUCGCACUCGCUUCCCGCCAGUCGCACUCGCUUCCCCGCCCGCGCUUCCCCCGCCCGUCGCACUCGCUUCCCCCGCCCGUCGCACUCGCUUCCCGCCCGUCGCCACCACUACCCCUCCCAUUGCCGUUCACUCUCUCCAUCUCACGCUCUCCCCCUCGCUCACUCGCUUGCCCACCCGCAAUCUCUUCUCUCCUGCUCACUCCCCUCCCCCCUGCUCACUCUCUUCCCCCCUGCGCACUGCACACUCUCUUCCCACCCCCCUCACUCUCUUCCCCCCUGCGCACUGCACACUCUCUUCCCACCCCCCACACUCUCUUCUCCCCUGCGCACUGCACACUCUCUUCCCACCCCCCACACUCUCUUCUCCCCUGCGCACUGCACACUCUCUUCCCACCCCCCACACUCUCUUCUCCCCUGCGCACUGCACACUCUCUUCCCACCCCCCUCACUCUCUUCCCCCCUGCGCACUGCACACUCUCUUCCCACCCCCCUUACUCUCUUCCCCCCUACGCACUGCACACUCUCUUCCCACCCCCCUCACUCUCUUCCCGCCCGUCGCACUGCACACUCUCUUCCCACCCCCCUCACUCUCUUCCCCCCUGCGCACUGCACACUCUCUUCCCACCCCCCUUACUCUCUUCCCCCCUACGCACUGCACACUCUCUUCCCACCCCCCUCACUCUCUUCCCGCCCAUCGCACUGCACACUCUCUUCCCACCCCCCACACUCUCUUCUCCCCUGCGCACUGCACACUCUCUUCCCAACCCCCUCACUCUCUUCUCCCCCAUCCGUCUUCACUCUCUUUCCCCUUUUUUUCUCACCCCUCUGCCCCGUCCACAUCCAACCCUCGCUUAUCUGCCAUACCCCCUCUUCCAUCCCCGUUCUAUCACAGAACCAUGCUUGGACAGGCGAGAAGUGUACAGGCGUGGAAGGGAAAGGGGGGAUGGGAGAAUGUGA